AAGUCAAACCUUAAAACUAUGAAAUAGCAGGGUUUAAUGGUUUUUCAAAUAAAUUAUAGCUCUUAUUAAAUACUAAAACCUAAAAACUAGUUUGUAAAUUAGAACCAUUUACAGUAGUUUAGUUUUUACAUCUAUCGGCACUCCAAGCACUAAUAACAUUAGUCCAUGACGCGGCCUUAAAGAUUCAACCCAUCUCAAAAACGCUCAAUGCGCCUAAAUAAGUAUUCGUUGUCACUUCAAAAACCCCUUAGCAAUGGAAAAAUUAUAUGAAAAGGAUAAAACCGUUAAAAGCACCACAAAGACUUCAUGGAAACCACUGUUAAGACAGAUGUUUGUAUGCAGUGGAGUAACAUUAAACAUAUUUAUUUAUGGAUUAUUUUUUGGUGCCCCGACAGUUUUUAUUCCGCAAAUACGGAAACAAGCAAAUUCAACUGCAGCCAUCAGCACGGAAACAAUGUCCUGGUUGUCUUCAAGCUCAGCCUACGGAUCUCUUCCAUUGGGUGUAAUUGUUCCCAUAAUUGCAGAGAGAUAUGGGAGAAAAGUACCAUACAUUAUUUUAUGGAUUAAUACAUUUGUAUGUGUUUUAUUGUUUUAUUUUAGUACAACUGUCACUGAACUUUUAAUAAGUGGGUUUUUACAAGGCAUGUUCCCCGCAGUACAAUUGACGGGCGCUGUCAUGGUACUCACUGAAUACACAUCUCCCAACUAUAGAGGCAUUUUUCUUACUUUUAAAAGUGCAACAUUUUUUUGGGGUAUAUGGAUUUCAAACGCCAUUGGAACAUUUUACCAUUGGAAAAAUAUCGGCAUAUUGAUAUUUAUUUGCUGCAUCUACAAUACGAGCUUAUUAUUUUGGCCCGAGUCACCUGUUUGGUUAGCCACUAAGGGACGUUUUGAAGAAUGUGCCAAAUGUCAUCGUUGGUUGAAGGGAGUCGACAAAGAUUCUGAGGAAGAACUCAAACAACUCAUAUAUUCGCAAAAAGAGAAUUUAAGACAAAAACAAGAACGUCAAUUAAAUAAACAAAAGCAUUGUGUUAUUAAACUUUAUAACUCAAUAGCGGAUAAAAAGUUUUAUAAGCCGUUAUUACUUUGUCUUCUUACAUCAUGCCUUUAUCACAAUUCAGGCAAACUGGCCUGUACAGUAUAUGCUAUAGAUAUUAUUAAAGCAAUUACUGUAAGUGAAUCAGCAGCAUAUGAAGGAAUGCUGGUGUUAGAUGGUGUUACAGUACUUGGAAUGUAUAUCGGCGUUUUUCUGAUUAAGUUUCUAAAACGGCGGACUUUGUUAUUAAGCACAGCUUCUAUAGGAGUAUUUUUUUUGUUUAUUCUAUCGAUCUAUUUGUAUUUAGUACAUUUUAAUGUUAUAUUAGAAAGCAAAUACUUAACCUUAUUCAUUUUGACUGGCUUUUCAGUAACAAUAAGUUGCGGUCCUAUGAUAAUGUGCGUGUGUUUGGCUAGCGAGUUCACACCAAUCAAACAUAGAAGUUUGUUCUUAGCUGUUUACGCAUUAUUAACUAAUGCUGUUAUGGGUAUUGUGUUAAAAACUUUUCCUUAUUUAUUUACAUACUUCAACUCACACGGAUCAUUUUUAUUCUGCGCUAUCGCAUCGUCAAUAAUUAUCAGUAUUAUUUACAAGGUGUUGCCAGAAACCAAAAAUAAAACAAUCCUAGAAAUAGAGAAAUGUUUCUCAGAUAAGAAACAUGUUUCAAAAGAAGAAGUUGAAUUGAUAGACUUAAAAGAAGAGUCUACUAAAAACAUAUUUCCAUCAGUACCUACCACAUGUUGAGUGGGUAAUGAUUUAGUUUUAAGAUUUAUGUUUGUACCUUCUAUAGUAACAUUUAAUUAAAUAAAAAAAAUGUUUUACUGGA
Messenger RNA from Maniola jurtina (meadow brown), 1862 nucleotides. RefSeq names its product facilitated trehalose transporter Tret1-2 homolog. Lineage: Eukaryota; Metazoa; Arthropoda; Insecta; Lepidoptera; Nymphalidae. The record is from RefSeq and is a predicted model, not a curated record. Bases 254 to 1780 code for a protein of 508 amino acids. Gene Ontology annotation, cellular component: membrane. The transcript has 3 exons. Gene Ontology annotation, biological process: transmembrane transport. Gene Ontology annotation, molecular function: transmembrane transporter activity.